AUGGUAUUACAAAAUCAAACCGAGUAUAAAAAUCCGAAAGAAUGGGAGCCAAAUCAUCAUACAAGAAUUUGUAGUGCUCAUUUUAUAAAUAAUAGUAAAUCAAAGAUCUCACGUCAUCCAUCUCAUGUUCCUUCGAUUUUUCCUGGCAAAGAAAAUACAAGAAAUUCCAUUCAACGUCUGCAACGAUUUGAACGGUCAAGAACACGUCAAUUGAAUAAGAAAAUCAACGUCACUGAAUCUAUAUUAAUUGACAGUAUCAACAGUCAUAAUUCUAUUAAAGAUAAAAAUAUUAAUAAUUCAAGUGACAUUGAAAUGGAGCAAAACGCAGGAGGAAUGAUAACAGAAGCUCAGGACGACUGUCAUAAGGACGUGAAUGUUAUGAAUGUUUGUCCGCCAGCCUAUCGAAGUAUUACUUGUCAAACUGAGGAUUUCAUUCCUGAUAUUCCAACUGAUAAUUAUAAAAUGUGUGAAGCUUCGAUGCCGUCUAUGAAAAGAAACGUUCAAGAUUCUAGUUGCGAUCCAAUCAAUUUCGAGUCUAUACAAUCUCAUUGCAAAGGAUUCCAUGGAUUUUCAUCUAUUACAAAAUUAUUAUUCAAUAUUCAUCGGACUACUGUUAAUCGAAUAUUCGUAAAGAAUUUGCAACAGUUAAAUAUUCUAAUGAAAAACUUUAUAUUCUGGCCAUCUAAAGCCGCUGUUCAAGCAACCUUACCAGAAUCAUUUAAGCUACAGUAUCCAGACACGCGUGUUAUCAUUGACUGCACCAAAGUAAACACAGAAGUUCCACCAGCAGUUGAACAUCGAGUUUCAAUGUAUUCAGAUUACAAGCAUCAUCACACAAUGAAAUUUUUAGUAGGAUGUACUCCAAGUGGAUUUAUAAGUUUUCUGUCAAAGUGUUAUGGUGGUCGUGCUGGUAAUUGUUUCAUUACAAAUGAUUGUGGUUUAGUAGAUUUAAUUGAACCUGGUGAGGUUGUGCUAGCAGAUAAAGGUUUCCCGCAAAUACAAACAAAAGUUGAAGAAAAAAAUGCGAUUUUUGCUAUGCCUCCGUUUUGCAACAAAAAUCAAUUUACACCUGAGGAAGUUGAUGACAAUUACAAUAUUGCUUCAGUGAGAAUACACAUUGAACGAGUAAAUCAAAGAAUAAAAGACUUUAGUAUUCUUUCCAAAGUACCAGUGUCACUUUUGCCUCAUGUUGAUGAAAUUGUUUUUGUCAUAUGUGCUAUCAUAAAUAUUCAAAAGCCCCUGUUUAACCAGGAAAAAUCAGUGACAGAAUAA
Messenger RNA from Diprion similis, 1272 nucleotides. RefSeq lists its product as uncharacterized. The coding region runs from base 1 to 1272 and encodes 423 amino acids. The record is from RefSeq and is a predicted model, not a curated record. Lineage: Eukaryota; Metazoa; Arthropoda; Insecta; Hymenoptera; Diprionidae. The transcript has 6 exons.